AUGCUCUUCCUAUCACUCUCCCGCUCUCAUGAGUUGCAGCGCUCUCCUAGUGUCGACGAAGAAGACAGAUUCUGUAAUAUCAUGCGACGGACUGGUGCUAAGUGGUGGUCGAGUCGGGAGGAUAGGCUGGAAGUGCGGUUAGUCGCGAAGGAGAUGACGGAGGAAGAAGAAAAGGUGCUGGUGCUCGGUUGGCCGACGGAUGGAGUGGGUGUGGGGGUGUUGAUAUAUGAGAGUGACAGGCAACUUCCAAAAGAUUUCGGGAGAAUGAGUCUAGCGAUGAAUAUGGAGGAGAAGAUACAGAUGAUGAGAGAGUAUGGCGCUACGUUUGUUGGAGAUGUCACGCAGGUGGAGGAACUUUGUGAUAGCUAA
Molecule: messenger RNA, 369 nt
Organism: Penicillium egyptiacum
Lineage: Eukaryota; Fungi; Ascomycota; Eurotiomycetes; Eurotiales; Aspergillaceae
Source: the annotation of a GenBank genome assembly